Rhipicephalus sanguineus (brown dog tick) is the source of this 6701-nucleotide messenger RNA. It is a transcript of the gene sti, whose product is annotated as citron Rho-interacting kinase. The transcript has 41 exons. Lineage: Eukaryota; Metazoa; Arthropoda; Arachnida; Ixodida; Ixodidae. Gene Ontology annotation, molecular function: ATP binding; protein serine/threonine kinase activity. Gene Ontology annotation, cellular component: cytoplasm; cytoskeleton. The record is from RefSeq and is a predicted model, not a curated record. The coding region runs from base 143 to 6232 and encodes 2029 amino acids. Gene Ontology annotation, biological process: peptidyl-threonine phosphorylation; actomyosin structure organization.
CAACAAUGAUGCUGGCGGCGUCGCUCUUUUGCUUUUGAGGUGUUUAAAUGCAGUUGUACACAAACCUCGCGGUAACUUCGAAGAAACAGCUCUUUUCAAUGGAUUAACCGCUACUGGUCGUCGCCGACUUUGACGAGACAAGAUGGCUCAAGCUGGGGGCGGCAACGGAAAGUCUCCCGCCCGGGAACCGAUCGCGCUGCGUUCGACCAAGUUGAACCACCUGGUCUUGGGCCGGGCGAGCUGCUCAGUGCCGAACCGUCACCUGGCGAGCCGGGACAGCCUGCUGGAUGCCCUGUUUGCCCUCUACGACGAGUGCAACCGCGAGGUUCUACGCCGGGACAAGAACGUCGCCCUGUUCCUGGAUAAGUACCGUGCAAUAGUGCAGGACUUGCGGCAGCUGCGCGUGAGCAUAGCGGACUUCGAGGUGAAAACGGUCAUUGGUCGGGGCCACUUUGGCGACAUCCGCAUGGUCAAGGAAAAGGCCACCGGUGACAUCUAUGCCAUGAAGAUUCUGCGCAAGGAUGAAACCCUCAGCCAGCGGGAGGUGGCAUUCUUUGAAGAGGAGCGGGACAUUCUGGCGCGGGCGGCACAGACGGGUCCCUGGCUGACCAGGCUGCAGUAUGCCUUCCAGGACGCUGGCCACCUCUACCUGGUCAUGGAACUGCUGCCCGGCGGCGACCUGUUCAACUUGCUUGACCGCUCAGGGGGCCUGCUGCCCGAGGAGGAGGCCCGCUUCUACCUCGCGGAGCUCACCCUUGCCAUCCACGCUCUGCACUCUCUGGGAUACGCACACAGGGACGUGAAGCCCGACAAUGUGCUUAUUGAUCGCACGGGCCACAUCAAGCUGGCUGACUUUGGAUCGGCUGCCAAGCUGUCCGACAAGAAAAGCAUUUCAAGUCGUCUUCCUGUCGGCACACCUCACUAUGUGGCACCCGAAGUGCUGAGUUCCAUGAGCGGGGGCCUCAAUGCCUGCGCCACGGUUCAAGGCCCGGCUGUGGACUGGUGGUCUCUGGGUGUGCUGGCAUACGAAAUGCUCUAUGGCUUCAACCCGUUUGCCGAUGAUCGCGUGGUCGUCACCUACAACAGGAUCAUGAACUUCAACGAGACACUGGACUAUGCAAAGGAGCCACCGUUAUCAGAGGUGACCAUAAAAGUGCUGCAGGGCCUGCUUACCACGGCCGACAAGCGGUUUUCCUACGACGACAUGUGCCGUCACGAGUUCUUCGCUCCAAUAGACCUGGAUAAUAUAAGACAGACUGUGCCCCCGUUUGUGCCGAACUUGACCGGGGAGGAAGACACGUCCAACUUCUACGAGUUUGAGGAUGAGCCGGCACGCGCCAAGAUUCCCGCCCUGCGGGAUCAGAACAAAAGCUUUGAGGGCAAGAGCCUGCCGUUUGUGGGCUUCACUCACACCCAGAGUGCCAGCAAUGCAGCACUUGAGAGGACGGUGAGUUUUCUGGAAGUGGGCUCGCCAAUGCGAGAGACCCUAAGCUCGGGGGCAUCGCUGCGCCGACGCAGCCAGCGCCAGGAGCAGCUGCUGUCCGAGGUGACCCAGCGGGAGGAGAGCCUGCGCCAGGAGGCACGAGAGGCUCGCACCCGUCUGGACCAGGCACAGGCUCGGCUGGAGGCCCUCGAGAGCAGCCUGGUGGACGCAGAGGCACGCGAGGCACAGCUGCGCUCAGACAACCAGAACCUGAACAUGCUGGUGGACCUGGAGCGCAAGAACCGGCUGAUAUCGGAGGAGAAGGCUGUCCAGCUGCUGAAUGCCAUGAAGCGCAAAUACCGCAGGCAAGACGAACUUCUGAGGAGCGGCUACUUUGUGGCCAGCCCUCUGCGGAAGCCCACCCCGAGAGCCUUUGUGGUGGACGAGGCAAACGGUGAUGGUGAGAAGGCUGAUGAAGAGGAGGAAGGGGACGAGGCGUCGGUGCAGAGCGAGCUGCAGCUGGUGCUUCGCGAGAAGCGCCACUUGGAGCAGGAGCUGGCCAAGGAACGAGCCCUGUGCAUGCAGUACAAAGAGCAGCUCAACUCGGCUCUCUCGGAAGGUGUCCACUGCAUGGAGGAGAUGCAGAAGGAGCACAAGGCCAACGCGGACUCCAUCGACGUGGUUCGCAAGGAAGUUGCUGAGGCGGUGUGCAAGCAGCGGCAGGCCGAAGAGGCCCUGUCGGUGUGCCGUGACGAUUGCUCCAGACACCAGGCAACGGUGGGUGCGCUGGAGAAGGAGGUGGCCUUCCUCAAGGGGCAGGUGUCAGCAUCGAUGGACAAGCCGGCUGUCGCUACUGGUGCCACCUGCGCACGGUGCACCGCAUCACUGGCAGAGGUCAAGCGCCUCAGCGAGGAGAAGGCAAAGUUACAGCUGGAGGCAUCCGAGAUGCGGUCCGAGCAACAGCGACUCCUGGGGGCCUUGGAAUCCCAGCGGAGGCAGGACAGCCAGCUGCAGAGGGAUGCAAAUGGUCUGCACUCGGUCGUGACGCGCCUCGAAGGGGUCGUCAGCACUGUCGAAGCCUCUUGCGUAGACAGUGCAGCUGCUGCUCCACAUCCACAGCAGGUUCUUGUCAAGCAGGUGGCAGAGCUCGAAGCUUUGCUUAGGGAGACCUGCGAGUUGGAAAAGGCCAAUGCACGCUCCCUUGAAGAGAUCGAAAAGUUUAACGCAGAGGUUGUAGAACUGGCCAAGAAACGCAACGUCUCGGCUCCUGCCAAUGCCGAAGUGAAUGGUGUCAAGACAGCACCGUCGUCGCUGGAAGCGGAGCAUCAAGCCCUGCUCGAGUCCAGCAAGGCCCUGGAGGCUCAGCUGGCAAAGACACGGGAGUACCUCUCCACCAGCCGUGCCCGUUGCGGGGAGUUGCAACUGCAGCUGCGAAAGAAGGAAGAUGAGCUGUCCGAGUGCCAGCUGGACAGCCGAGUAGCCAAGCGGGAAGCCAAGCGUCUGGAGGAGAGCGAGCGGCUGGCACGCGAGCACCGUGACCGUCUCCAAGAGGAGAUGUCUGAGCUGCAGAAGCAGGCCGAGGAAAUGAGGGCGAGGGUGACCCAGCUGGAGCACUCUCUGGCACGCGCCGAGAAGGAGGCCACUUCGGCUAAGCUGGCCCACGAGACUGAAAAGGCAAAGCUGGAGGAACGCAUUCAGAUGCUGAGGGAGAGUUGUGUUUCGACGAAAGAUCUCGAAGCCAAGUGCGUCUCAAAGGCCGAUGAAUGCCGGGAGCUGACUGUGAAAUGCAAGGUGCUGCAGCUGGAAGCGCAGCGAGAGGCCGAGGUGCGCACGCAGGUCCUGAACAGCUCAAAAGAGCUCGAAGAGGAGCUCAAGAGAGAGCGAGCCAAGACUGAGAAGCUGCUCAAGACACUUGAAAUGCUGAAGGAAACCUGUGAGGAGUUAGACAAGCAGGUGGUCAGCUACGAAAAAGAACUGUCAUUGGCUGACAGUAAGAAUCAAGAGUACGAGGCUCAAUGGGCGGCGCACAAGGAAACCGUGGACAAGCUCAACAAGAAGAUCUUCGAGCUCAAGGAGUCCCUGUUGCUGGAGAAGACUAGCAAGCAGCGGCUGGAGGAACAGCUCCAGGACCGUGCACAGGGCGAGAAGGAGGCAGAAGCGGCCCUGGAAUCCGUGCGGGGCCACCUGCGUGAACGGGAGGCCCUCGUGCGAGAGUUGAGCGACCAGGUGGCUGACCUGAGGCGCCAGCUGGGCACGUACGAGGCCUCGUCCAAGGCGUGGCAGCGCAGGGAAGCCGCCUACCAGCAGGAAGUGGUCGCCAUCAAGGAAGAGGCUUCCCAGCACAUCACGGCCAUUGCGUCCCUGAAGGCCAGCAAUCUGAAGUUGAGCCGAGACCUAGAAGAGUUUGAGGCCACCCACAGGGAGACCCUGCAGUACCUGGAGAAACUGGAGAGUGACAUGGAUGGACAGAAGAGCUUUUCCGAGACGGAAAUCAUGAAGCUGAACCAGACCAUCGCACAGCAGACGAAGCUGAUCAACUUCCUCCAAGCCAAGGUCACCGAAUUGGAGAAGAAGAAAAAGAAGCUGUGGGGUGGGCGUAGCAAGGACGGCAUCUGCUGCGGCACGCCCCAGACGUCGACGCUGGAGAGCAGCUUGAGCAAGUACCAGUCCAAGUGCCGUCAGCUGCAGGACGCCCUGGAUCGGAGCCGCUCCGAGGCCAUGAGCCUGCGCCAACAGUUGAACCAUGCUCUGGCAGCAAACGAGUCUCGCCACAACCACCCCCAGGGCUCCGAGACGGCUGCAGUGCCGACUUCUCCUAAGAGCCGCGCUCUGCUCACUGCGCUGACUCUCUCUCCUAGCGUCAGUGGGGCUGCACGUACAGGGGUGGCCAAGGCCCAAGUGUCUCAGGAGGACGCCGGUGACGUCAGCGGGGAGAGCAGCGCAUUGCCACCGCCGUCUCUGCGCAUGCACCACAACAUCCCCCACCGGUUCCACGUGGUGCUAUGCAUGCGCCCCACCAAAUGUGCUGCCUGCCUCGAUGCCAUCCACUUUGGCCGCUACGCAUCUCGGUGCCAAGAGUGUGGUGCGGUGUGCCACCCGAAGUGUUCCACGUCUGUGCCGAGCACGUGCGGAGUUCCCGCCGAGUACGUGCGCAAGUUCUCGGACGCCGUGGCGACCGAGCAUUCGUCCUCGGCCACAACUCCUCCAUCCACCCCUGGCCCGCACGUGAAGUUCGCACCGAACGUGUGUGAGGUGACCUUUGACAGCUCGCUGCCCCGUGGCUGGGUCAAGGUGCUCAGGAGCAGUGGGGGCAAACAGAGCUGGCACAAGAGCUAUCUGGUGCUCUACCGUGGUGUCCUGUACCUCCUGGACCAAGCGUUGGAGCCCACCGCACUGGCGGGUGACGGCACCGACCGAGCGGCAGAGGUAGAGGAUCGCUACGGAGAGAGGCUCGAGUCUGCGUGCCACGAGCGCAUACAGAUGUCCCCGUCGGACGGCGAGGUUCUGGUGAGCAGUGCCGUGCCUGCCACCGAGCUGACGGGCACCGCCAAGUCCGACAUCCCCUACACCUUCAAGGUGGAGCUCAAGCCACACACCACGUGCUGGCCACCCAAGUGCCUAUACAUCAUGGUACCAACAUUUGCCGAGAAACAAAUGUGGGUGUCUGUCCUUGAAAUGUGUUCUGGACACAACGUUGACCCUUCGAAAUGCAACGUCGGCGACACAGUCCUGAGACUCGCAGGUCAGCACAUCCUAGACGUCAACUGCGUCCACGAACUAUCCUAUGAGUACCUUCUUGUGGGUGCCAUGGAAGGCCUUUACGUCGUCGACCUGGUAGCGAGGACCGUGCGGCGCCAAGUUGCAGACGUUCCUGCUGUCUUUCAAAUUGCCGUGUGCACGCAACUGGGCGUGGUCCUUGCAAUAUGUGGUCAGGAGCGCAGGUUGAUGCUGACAGACUGGACGGCAAUGCAGCCUUGGGUCGAGUCCCUUGCAGGCAGGGACGUUGAGGCUGAUCCACCGGAGUGGCGCCUUGUGGAGGACACGGAGGAGUGCCACCUGUUUGCCACGUCACCGGAUUACACCACGCUGUGCAUGGCGACGGGCCGAGCCAUCUACGUGCACAUCUGGAAUGCCUCACGUGCCAACUACACCUGCCGAAAGGUGGCAAGGACCAGUGAGCCUUGCAGCUGCAUAUUAUUCACACCCUACACCAUCCUGAUUGGCUGCGACAUUUUCUACCAGAUUGAUGCCAAAGACUUUUCAGUUGAGGAAUUCCUGGAUCCCACGGACCACACGCUGUCCUUCUUGACGUACAGCGCAACGCAGCUGCGCAGCUUUCCGGUGUCGGUGCUGCAGGUGGCGCCACCGGAGUACAACCCCGAGUACCUGCUUUGCUUCCAUGAACUGGGAGUGUUUGUGGAUGCUGAUGGCAGGCGUACACGUGGUGACCUGAAAUGGUCCAGGCUUCCUCUUGCCUUCGCAUACAAGUCACCGCACCUGUUCAUCCAGCAUCUCAACUCAAUAGAGAUCCUGGAGAUCAAAGCCAGGGGUGCCAAAGAAAGUGGGUUGCAUCGCAUUGUGCUGGUGAGCAACCCUCGAUUCCUGGGCCUCUCCUCGGUGGGUUCCAUGUACCUGGCAUCAUUCCACACUGGUCAGCUGGAAAUCAUCUCGGUGCACACCACUGCCACUGCACACACCGAUCAGAUGGAGCUGCCUUCGAGCAGCCUGGAGGAGAACAGCGAAGCCGGCGAGAGUGACGAGAUGCAGUUUUCCUUCACGUCGUCGGUGGUCGAGGCACUGGAAGAGUGAAGCUGUGCUACCAGCACAAACGCACAUGUUGCAGCCAGUGGCCAAAUACACUUGAUGUGUGCACACACACACACACGAUGAUUGUGAUAGGAGACAAGGUCACAACUCCUUCCUCUUGUCCACACGUCACAUUUUUUUAUUGCGUUUAUAUAUAUAUAUAUGUGUACAUUUUUACGUUUUUUAGACUGUGCAAACCUCCUGGAAGUUUUUUCACUGGAUGCCGUCUUGCACCGAACAGUCUUACUUCCGCCACCUGGAAAAAAAAAAAGAACAAAGAAGUCAUAAUGCCCAAGCACUGAGGUAUACUUUUGGUUGCGUCGAAUUAUUUACAGGUACCUGACUUGUGAAUGAAGUCGGGCAAUUAUUUCGAUUUCUUUCGGAACACAAUGUACAGUAAAAGUUUUAUAAUGUGUUUUAUGAAAUUUUAGUGGAGCCAAAUUUAUUGAAUUAAAGCUGUAUUUUACCCUUU